AUGGCGGGGCCCUCCGUUCGGCUGCGGCGCGCCAUCCACGCCAAUGACCCCCUCCUGGUCAAGCGCAUCCUCAAGUCCCACCCGGGCCUCCUCCACAACCCCGACCACUCGGUCGCCGGCCUCUCCAACUCGAACCUGCACCUCGCCGCCUCUCUUGGCCACCUCCAGAUCUCCAAGCUUCUCGUAUCGUUGGGCCACGAGGACCCCUACCCGGCCCUCAACGACAACCACCAGACGGCGCUAAUGCUGGCCUCGGCCGCCGGCCACACCGAAGUCGUGCACCUCCUCUGCGAGCGAUACCCCUCCACCAUAUCCCGCCGCGACGCCCGCCUCCGCGACGCCAUCAUGGAGGCCAGCCUGGGCGGCCACGACACGGUGCUGCAGAUCCUGCUGACCUACGUGCCCGGCGGCGCCACCGAGGCCGUCCAGCACGCCGACAUGGACGGGAACACGGCCCUGCACUUUGCGAGCAGCAACGGCCACCUGCUGGUGCUGCGCACCCUGCUAGCCGCCGGCGCAGACGCCGGCCGCAAGAACAUCUGGAGCUGGACCGCCGUGGCCUACAGUGCGACCGUGCAGGCCGAGGUGUAUCUCAAGAGCUUGGUGGCCGAGGUGGAGAAGCGUCUCCAGGGUAGGAGUCGCCUGGGGGACUUGCGGAGGGGCACUGGCCUGAGGAUGGUCGAGGGAGGAACCGACGUCGCCGACUGA
This is a messenger RNA of Phialemonium atrogriseum, 708 nucleotides long. Its product is annotated as ankyrin repeat-containing domain protein. Lineage: Eukaryota; Fungi; Ascomycota; Sordariomycetes; Cephalothecales; Cephalothecaceae. Gene Ontology annotation, molecular function: protein binding. The transcript is spliced from 2 exons. Bases 1 to 708 code for a protein of 235 amino acids. The record is from RefSeq and is a predicted model, not a curated record.